This is a messenger RNA of Caenorhabditis briggsae, 849 nucleotides long. The record is from RefSeq and is a predicted model, not a curated record. Gene Ontology annotation, molecular function: protein binding. The coding region runs from base 1 to 849 and encodes 282 amino acids. The transcript is spliced from 5 exons. Lineage: Eukaryota; Metazoa; Nematoda; Chromadorea; Rhabditida; Rhabditidae.
AUGAAUAUGGGAGACAAGCAGAAUGGAGAUUUCAAUAAUUUUUCGAAUUUCAAGUGGUACGUGGGUCUUCAAAGAAGUCGUUAUCUGAAGCUCUUUCUCUGUGUGAUACCUCCACAUAAAACUGGCCAUGAACUUCAAGCUGAAUUCGAAUACAUUAUUACUUCUGACUGCGGAAAAGUGUUAUCAACAUCUGGAAAAAUGCGAAUUUUCAAAACUGGACAAUGUGAAUUCGAAGGACAUCCGGAAAAGAUCGCUUGGGAAAGAAUAAUCAAUGAUUAUCUAGAUGAUAAUGGAAAUUUGGAAGUGAAUGUUCGUGUGAAAAUAUUAGGAAUGAAUGAAGAGAAAAGUAGAAAAGUUUUGAGAAGUUUUGAAGACAAACAAUUCUCAGAUGUUGCUCUUGUGAUUGAUGAACAGAAGUUUCAUGUUUCAAAAUUGUUCCUCUCUUCCCAAUCCCCCUACUUUGCUAAUCUCUUCUCCAGAAAUUCUGGAAAAUCGGAAAUCAAACUUUCUACUUCAAAUCCUCAAAACUUACAAUUCUUCCUGGAACUCCUUUACGGAGAACCUGGACCAGAUGAAGAAACUGUUGAGGGAAUCUUAUCAAUUGCUGAUAUGUACAACACCCCCACUAUCAUCAAAAAAUGUGAAGAAUAUCUUUUGGAGAAAUCAUAUAAGCCACUGAAAGAAAAAUUGCAAAUGGCUGGAAAAUACAAAUUGGAAGAGUUGAGAAAAAGGUGUAUGACUAGAAUUCAAUCAGUCUCUGAUGUCAAAAGUGUGGCUGUAGAGGAUCCAGUUGAAAUGGAUCACGAUCUUCUUGCGGAUCUGUUCCAGAAGAUUUUAUCAUUAGUAUAA